AUGGGCUUCCCUGCCUGGGCUAUUAUCUGCGUUGUUGCAGCCGUAGUCGCGAUCCUGUUGACCGGGCUUGCGUUAUUUUUGAUCAAAAGAAAACGCAGAUCAUCUUCUCCUACGGUGGAUAUCAUCCAAGACGAAAAAAUGAAUUAUCAGCAACAGCAACAACAACAAGAAGCACAUGGCGGACAGACCAGCAAUGCAACAACUGUACGCUCUCACAAGCAGCCAUCACCACCCAUGACACCUCAUCACGCCCCACCCUCACCUCAGAAUCAUCAUCGACAUCAGCAGGAGCAGCAGGAGGAGGAGGAAACAGAAGGACCGCCGACGCCCAAACCUAGAAAAAUGUCUCGAACUGAACGGAAGCAGCAUCAGGACAAUGUCAAAAUCAACCUACCCUUACCGCCUCCUUCUACAUCCUUGUUCUCUGAUAAAAUGGAGCUCAGUUCAGAGGAAGCCAUGGAGUUAUUUGACAAGUAUAUGAAUAUUGACAGCAAGGAAGCAGAAAAGCCCGGGUUUUAUUCGAGCAUGCAACGUAAAGCAGGUACCAUCCGUAGCACUGUCCGACAAUCUCUCCGCCGUGAAAAAUCAAACAAGUCAUCCACCCCAUUGAAUCAGCUUUUUACUGCGGAUCAACAGCAACAGCAGCAGCAGCAGCAAUCCUAUCAUUAUCAGCCGCCACCUACACCAUCCUCAGCCACCUCCGCCGAAGCUCGUAGCAUCGCUGCCAGUGCAUCGCCGUUGCCAUCGCUUCCUCAAACACCUGUUCAUACAAAAACCCCCUCUCCUACAGCUACCCCUGCUGGAAAGCAACGACAAGAAGAAGAAGAGCAACAACAGCAACUUGACUUUAAUGACGUUGACGAAGUAACGAUACCACCAGUUGUUGAAGAAGCUGCUGCAGCUGCCUACAACGAUGGAAAGAAUAACAAUGCCAGCAUGCGUGCUGCACGGCGUGUCAUUCGUACUGCUUCACGUAAAUCAAAAACAAGGUCUAUGCUUGUCAACGAAGAAGACGUCAUGAAAAUGUUUGGUCCUACUGGAGAGCAUCAUCAACGUGACAAUAGCCACAGCUUUGCUACUGUACGUGAAAAGCCCACAACCGGUUCUGUUCGGCGCUUGGUGCGUGAUAGCAUUGUCACGGAUAAGAGCGCUACUGUGUCGGCCGUACGUGCCACGAAUAGUAACGGAGCAACGUCAGUAAGACAAAUAGCAGAAUGGUGGUCACCGGAAGAUUCAAAACCUGCCAAGAUUGCUGGUAAUAGUGCCAAUAAUAGCAAUGCAACAAGUAACUUUGGUAAUAUCAGAAACGGCAAUACCGGUGGCAAUGAUAACAGCCGAACGUUACCUCCACCGCCACGCAAGCCAGGCAAAUUAGUAGACGAUCAACAAAAAGGAAACGUGGAUACAAUCCGACGUAUGCUUCAAGCCUCUAUGGCAGAAAGUGGAUCAAUGGCCAGUAUCUCCAAGGUCGCAGGGAGAAGCAGCAAUGAAGCAACACCAAUGGGCCCGGACCCUGUCGCGUCCUUUUCAUCGUCUACUGUACGAACCAUGAUCCCAGAAAACGAUCAGCAAUCCUUUGGCGCUGCGGGAAUGGCAGCCCAGGAGAAAAUUGAAAUUGACGAUACCAAUUUUGCACUAUUGCAGCAAAAUGGUCAUCAGACAUGGAACGGUCGUGCCAAUCGUGUAUCCAACAGACCUUCUGUGCUCCCACAGCAGCAGCAACUACAGCAGUCUGGUGAAGCAGCAGCAGCAACAACAAAGGCAGAAAACAAGUCAUUCUUCAACACUGUAAACGUGGGUCGUCGACAAUCAGCUAGACGCAAAGUCAUGCCGUGGAUGGACAGUGAUAAUGAUGGCAGCAACUCAAAGCGGACACCCGCUCAGUGUGAACGCGACCAAUAUCUGCAAUCACUUUAUGAUAACGCAUAA
Messenger RNA from Zychaea mexicana, 1929 nucleotides. RefSeq lists its product as uncharacterized. Bases 1 to 1929 code for a protein of 642 amino acids. The record is from RefSeq and is a predicted model, not a curated record. The transcript has a single exon. NCBI's taxonomy places the organism in Eukaryota, Fungi, Mucoromycota, Mucoromycetes, Mucorales, Lichtheimiaceae.